Messenger RNA from Coffea eugenioides, 1626 nucleotides. RefSeq names its product mitochondrial adenine nucleotide transporter ADNT1-like. Bases 235 to 1299 code for a protein of 354 amino acids. The record is from RefSeq and is a predicted model, not a curated record. The transcript is spliced from 8 exons. NCBI's taxonomy places the organism in Eukaryota, Viridiplantae, Streptophyta, Magnoliopsida, Gentianales, Rubiaceae. Gene Ontology annotation, biological process: transmembrane transport.
GUCACUUUGAUCCCCGCCGCCACGCGCUCCCACUGGCAUUAGCACCCCUACGCUGCCGCAUUUCAAUUUUCACCUUUCUCCGCCAUAUUCAUUAGCAGCCGCCGCCGAACACCGAAAAUGUUUGCCUUUUAAGACGUUCAAAGAUCCGAUCGUCGUCGGUCUAGGGUUCCGGCGAGUAAUUUUAUUUAAUAAAUUAUUUGCAGAGGAAGUAGGUUAUCGGAUUGUAGGUAUUCUAUGGCUUCGGAGGAUGUGAAGUCGAGUGAAUCGGCAGUCUCGAAGAUUGUGAAUUUUGCUGAAGAAGCCAAGCUUGCCAGAGAAGAAAUUAAGCCCACUAGCCACGCUGUUCUCAGUAUCUGCAAGUCUCUUGUCGCCGGUGGUGUCGCUGGUGGUGUAUCACGUACUGCUGUAGCCCCAUUGGAACGGCUGAAAAUUUUACUUCAGGUUCAAAAUCCACAUAACAUAAAGUACAGUGGUACAGUUCAAGGCUUGAAAUAUAUUUGGAGAACUGAGGGUUUUAGGGGAUUGUUCAAAGGCAAUGGGACCAAUUGUGCUCGCAUUGUCCCAAAUUCUGCAGUAAAGUUCUUUAGCUAUGAGCAAGCUUCCAAGGGUAUACUGUGGCUAUAUCGAGAGAAAACUGGAAAUGAGGAUGCUGAACUCACUCCUCUAUUGCGGCUUGGAGCGGGAGCUUGUGCUGGAAUAAUUGCCAUGUCUGCGACAUAUCCAAUGGACAUGGUACGAGGAAGAUUGACCGUACAGACUGAGAAGUCUCCCUAUCAGUACAGGGGAAUGUUUCAUGCUUUAGCCACUGUUCUCCGAGAGGAAGGCCCCCGGGCUUUGUACAAGGGCUGGCUUCCUUCUGUUAUUGGAGUUAUUCCAUAUGUGGGUCUCAACUUUGCUGUGUAUGAAUCAUUAAAGGAUUGGUUGGUUAAGGCUAAACCUUUUGGGCUUGUUGAAGACUCGGAAUUAGGUGUUAUAACAAGACUUGCAUGUGGGGCUGCAGCUGGGACUGUUGGUCAAACUGUUGCUUACCCUUUUGAUGUUAUGCGAAGAAGAAUGCAGAUGGUGGGAUGGAAAGAUGCCGCUUCUGUUGUCACUGGUGAUGGAAGGAGCAAAGCUCCACUUGAGUAUACCGGCAUGAUUGAUGCCUUCAGGAAAACUGUGAGGCACGAGGGCUUCAAAGCCUUGUACAAGGGUCUGGUCCCCAACUCAGUCAAGGUCGUCCCGUCAAUAGCUAUUGCAUUUGUGACGUACGAGCAAGUGAAGGACUUACUUGGCGUUGAGAUCAGGAUAUCAGACUGACAAGAGAGCCUUGCAUAUUUUUUUUUUUUUGGGUUGCAUGUGAAAUUUUUAUAGACAAGGAGAAGAGCAAUCGCAACAUGGUUAUGGCCUCUCCAUCCCUGAGAGAAUUUAGAGACCUGCUCUAGUCUGUCUAUAUGUUGCUUCUCUGUUUAGCCAUGUCUAUAUGUUUUGCCCUUCCAAGUGCUUUAGCAUGUAGCAGUUGCCAUUCAGAUGAUGUGUCAAUAAUGAUAUGGCUGACGAAUAUUGCAAUAACUGCCUUGGUUGUGUCCCUGAUAAAGCAGAACCCAUCAGAUUUAUUGUGCGUCCGACUUUUCAUCACGAAUUUUA